Messenger RNA from Symsagittifera roscoffensis, 1854 nucleotides. RefSeq names its product tether containing UBX domain for GLUT4-like. Gene Ontology annotation, cellular component: vesicle membrane; cytoplasm; nucleus. The coding region runs from base 15 to 1694 and encodes 559 amino acids. The record is from RefSeq and is a predicted model, not a curated record. Gene Ontology annotation, biological process: intracellular protein transport. Gene Ontology annotation, molecular function: protein binding. Lineage: Eukaryota; Metazoa; Xenacoelomorpha; Acoela; Convolutidae. The transcript has a single exon.
GAUUUCCAGUUAAGAUGUCUCAGCAAUCAAUAGUGAUUUUGAUGCCAAAUGGACACCGGGAAACAGUAAAAGUCACUCCAAGCACAAUUCUGAACCCCAAGUUUGUUGACCUUUGCACCAAGCAUGGCUUCACUGCAGAUGACUACAUCCUGAAAUCGUCCACAGGGAAGCCAAUCGACUCUUCGAUACCCUUUCGUCUUACUGGGAUCCCAAAUCGAGCAGUCCUGGAAAGUUGUACACGGGGUCCAGAGUCGAGUGGAAACCAGGAUCCGAAACUUGUAAACGUCGCUGUUCAAAUUCCAUCAGGCGAGCGUCAGGUCGUUGAUAUCGAAGAUACAUGUCCCUUGUGGGAUGUAAUUGAGAGGCUCUUGGAGAAGUGUCCUGCGUUACUUGACGAAGAUGACCUUGAACCUUGUAUUUCGUUCAUGGGACACACGUUUCGAGGACCCGAGACGUUGUUGAACAAGACCUUGCGGGACUGUGGGUUGUCGGGACGGGCGCUUUUGAGAUUGACUUUUGCUCCUAGAAUCGCAGUCGACAGCACGUCUUGUAUAUCAGAUGAAAAUAUGGAUAUAACUAAAGCACAGAAUUUGAUACUCAGACUUCACAAAAGGGAAUCGCCUAGAGACGAAGUCGAGAUCAGCAGUGCCAAAAUAGCUUCACAAAGCAAAGAUGAAAUCAUCAAUGCGAAUGUUUUACCUAAAAGCGAGUCAAACAAUGCGCAAGUAUCGCCUCAAAACAGUCAAGUCGAAUUUGCCCAGCCUCUAAUUUCGUCUUCAAGGUCAUCUCACCUGCCUGAUAAUCUUCAGCCUUUUUCGUGGAUACCAGAAGAGCCCUCGACGAGUAGGCCUGACAGUAUGAAGGAACCAGAAAUAACUGGAACCUCUGAGCUGACCUCAAAUAGAUUUGCCAAUUUCAAGUUCCCAGAAAAGUCAAGCGAGGCAAUAAAUGAAGAGCUUACGAGAAGAGAAAGAAAUGAGCUUCCGGCGUCUUCUUUGGAAGAUCGAGAGUUGAAGGUGUUUUGUGUUAAGAAUAUAUCGACUAGUAUUGACACAGUUCCUGAUGAUUUCUUCGAUAUCACAACUGAAGAUAUAAAGUUGAUGCAGAAGUUGCGUGAGAAGGAACUGAACGGUCUAAUCAACCAGCCUCUCUUGACUGAAGAGUCGAGAAAACGAAAAAUCAUAUCAAAAUAUUCGAACUUAACCAUGCUGCGAUUUGUGUUUCCGGAUCGAAUGGUAAUACAAGCCAAGUUUCUCAUUACGGAAACCGUUCAAACUAUGUACGAGUUUGUUGAUUCGGUUUUGGCGUCUGAAAAUUUGAAGAGCUAUUAUCUGUUCACGACACCACCUAGAAAAAUAAUAGCGAAACGAGAGAAGAAAAGCCUAUUCGAUCUGAAUUUAUUCCCAGCUGUAAAUAUUCAUGUUAGUUUUGGUGAAAAUGACGUUGAGUCGUAUUUGAAAAAGGACAUUUUGGACUUGCAAGUGGCCCCUGAAAUAAUCCUGUCAGGAACUAACACCAGCAACCACACAUAUGGCGAAACCUCAACUGGUGAUAUGAUUACUCCUUUGUCUACCGGGCAAAUAGGCUCGGAACCUCCGAGCGCUUCAACUGCUAGUGGAAGCAGAACGGCUGCCAGCUCCCGAAAAGUUCCGACCGAUGCUCCGAAGUGGUUCGCAGCCGGACUAAAGAAAUGAAGCAAUUGCGACGAUGAGAUAGCUUUGCUUUUGAGUGAGAGAAUUAUAAUGUCAAACCAAUUUGAAACAAAUUUUUAAUAAAUGUUGAUUUAAAAAGAUUUUUUUUGAAAUGUUUCGAUUAACACGUACACGCCUGUAUAUGGGAAAAUAAUAAUAAUGU